GCUGGCGGGCGGCUGGACCCUCCCCACGGCAGGGCCUGGGGGGCGCAGGCAGCAGGCGCCAUGGCAUCGCUCAGCUCGGCCUCCACGUACCGUGCCGAGCUCCUCAGCGCCUACGGGCAGGGGCACAGCGAGCCCCGCUUCGAGGGCGACCGGCGGCAUGGACCCUUCGGGGCGCGGGGACAGGAGGCAUUUGGGUACCCAGAGUCCCCAGGUGCCCUGUACCCCUGCAGCCUGGGCACCUGGGUGCGUGCCCGGGGUGACACCUACCAAGUGGUGGCCGACGUCAGCCAGUUUGAGCCCCCUGACAUUGUGGUGACCACGUCCAACUGCCAUGUCACCAUCCAGGCAGAAAAGGUGGCGGAGGAUGGCACCGUCUGUGACACCUUCACCCACAAGUGCCAGCUGCCCGAAGACACGGACCCACUGUCGGUGAGCUGCAGCCUCACCGAGACUGGCACGCUGGUCAUCACCGUCCGGCGCCGCGCCGGCCCCGGGCAGCCCCCGCAGCUGCUGUACCGCAGCGAGGCCAUGCUGUGAGCGGCUCUGCGUGACAAAAGCCUCCUUGCCCGGGGUGAUGCCAACCCCAGCACUGCGGUGAAGCUCUGCCGGUGCCCACCGGCUGUGGCCCUCUCCACCUCCAUAGUGCUUUGGCUCUGUUUAUAAAGUCCUUUUAUUAAAUUAA
This is a messenger RNA of Motacilla alba alba, 682 nucleotides long. RefSeq names its product heat shock protein beta-7-like. The record is from RefSeq and is a predicted model, not a curated record. NCBI's taxonomy places the organism in Eukaryota, Metazoa, Chordata, Aves, Passeriformes, Motacillidae. Bases 61 to 537 code for a protein of 158 amino acids. The transcript is spliced from 3 exons.